AUGGAGAAUUCUAAGAAAGGAAAAUUACUAUUCAGACAUGGAAUUACUCUAUGUAAGGAUCAAUAUCCAAAGACUCCUCAUGAGAUGGAGGACAUGAAAAAGGACCCUUAUGCAUUAAUAGUUGGGAGCUUGAUGUAUGAAAUAUUGUGUACAAGGCCUAACAUAUGCUACGUUGUAGGGAUUGUUAGUCGUUACCAAUCUAAUCUAGGUUUGGAACACUGGAUAGCUGUAAAGCACAUUCUCAAGUAUCUUUGGAGAACAAGAGAUCUCAUGCUUGUAUAUUCUAGUGGACAGUUAAAUCAAACUGGAUAUACUGAUCCUAAUUUUGAAUCAGACAAAGAUAGUCGAAAGUCGACAUCUAGGUCAUUAUUUACUCUUGGUGGAGGAGCUAUAGUCUGGAGAAGUAUUAAGCAAACCAGUAUUGCAGAUUCAACCAUGGAAGCCGAAUAUAUAGCCGCUUGUGAAGCAACUAAGGAAGUGGUUUGGUUGAAGAAAUUUUACAUUGAUUAG
Molecule: messenger RNA, 510 nt
Organism: Cannabis sativa
Lineage: Eukaryota; Viridiplantae; Streptophyta; Magnoliopsida; Rosales; Cannabaceae
Product: secreted RxLR effector protein 161-like
Exons: 1
Coding region: 1-510 (169 amino acids)
Source: RefSeq, a predicted model, not a curated record